Frieseomelitta varia is the source of this 1158-nucleotide messenger RNA. RefSeq names its product vitamin K epoxide reductase complex subunit 1-like protein 1 (gene Vkor). The record is from RefSeq and is a predicted model, not a curated record. Gene Ontology annotation, biological process: peptidyl-glutamic acid carboxylation; vitamin K metabolic process. The transcript has 3 exons. Gene Ontology annotation, molecular function: vitamin-K-epoxide reductase (warfarin-sensitive) activity. Bases 253 to 756 code for a protein of 167 amino acids. Lineage: Eukaryota; Metazoa; Arthropoda; Insecta; Hymenoptera; Apidae.
UCAUGUUUUAUUCAGUAUUUAGACUACUAAAGUGGAAUCAACGACCAAUAAAUGUUCCAUAUUACAUUUUGUUUCACAGUCGCUUGGCUAUCGAUCGUCGCAUUUGUUAUUUCCUUGCACACUGAAUAUUAAUUUCUACUCUCGUAGUGCUUAGAAAAUUCCCAAGUGUGAACAAUUCGAUCAGUUAAUUUUCUCCAAAAAUAGUGUAUUUAAAUAACGUUUAACUUUACUCUGUAUUCAUAUAAUUGAACCAUGACUGCAAUUAAAAAAUCCUUGCAAAAAUUAAACGCUGGAAUUAUCACAACGUGUAUCGUAGGUUUUGCUGGUUCUUACUAUGCGUACUACGUGGAAUUAGCAAAAAAGGAAGAUGAUUUAUACGAAGCAAUGUGCGAUAUCAGCGAGCACGUUAGCUGUACCAAAGCAUUUUCUUCCGAAUAUGGAAAAGGUUUUGGAAUAAUUCCAGAAACGUCUCUUUUAUAUGCACCAAAUCCUGUAUAUGGAUUAAUAUUUUAUGUUCUGGCCACAAUACUGAGUAUAUCGAAUAGACGUAUGACAUCAGCCCUUGUCGUAACAUUAGGAAUUUGUGCGAACCUUGGCACGAUUUACCUGGCAUACAUUUUGUACAAAUUAAGCAAUAUCUGCGUAGUCUGUGUUAGUCUUUAUGUCGUAAAUGCUAUUCUUUUAAUACUUGCUGUUAAAAAGCAUCGAAAACUGUGUCGAAAAAAUGGCACAAAUAAAAAGAAAAAAUCGAAGUAAAUAUGAACAUUUUCAAAACUAAAACUACUAAAAAUCUUCCAAUUUUUGUUGGAGAGUUGCUAAGAAUAGAUUAAUCAAUGAUAAUAUAUAAUAUUUACUUAACAUCUACGUCACUUUUCACACUAUUUCGAAGAAAUUUAUAUGUAUUACUUGAUAUAUACACACCUUCUGUCGAAAUAAAUGCAAUUAAUCUGGAUAAAUUGUAAUUUUAUAUCUUAAAACGUGGAUGUAACAUUUAAUCACGUAUACCUAAUAACGAAUCGCUAUCUCUAUCUCAUACCCCUCUACUAAUCUGAUAUGUAAUCUUGGAUUGUAAUUGAAUAUGUGAGCGAAAAGAAGAUUAAGUAAGUCUCGCGUGAGUUGUGUUGUAAUAAAAACCUGUCUGAAACUAUUGGAACAAAA